AUGACAAAUUGGAGAAGGCUAGUAGAAAUGCUUAUGGUGGAGCAUAAUAAGAUUUCUAAACUACCAAACCAUCCAAUUGAUCCUAAUCCUUAUACCAACAACCACCAAUAUCAACAACCACCGACAUCAACAACCACCAAUAUCAACAACCACCAAUAUCAGCAACCACCAAUAUCAACAACCACCAAUAUCAACAACCACCAAUAUCAGCAACCACCAAUAUCAACAACCACCAACAUCAACAACCACCAAUACCAACAACCACCAAUAUCAACAACCUUGACUACCAUCAGCAACCAAUAUCAGCAACCACCAAUAUCAACAACCACCAAUAUCAACAACCACCAAUAUCAGCAACCACCAAUAUCAACAACCACCAAUAUCAACAACCACCAAUAUCAACAACCACCAAUAUCAUCAACAACCAAUAUCAACAACCACCAAUAUCAACAACCACCAAUAUCAACAACUACCAAUAUCAACAACCACUAA
Messenger RNA from Lottia gigantea (owl limpet), 492 nucleotides. RefSeq lists its product as hypothetical. The transcript has 3 exons. The record is from RefSeq and is a predicted model, not a curated record. Lineage: Eukaryota; Metazoa; Mollusca; Gastropoda; Lottiidae. Bases 1 to 492 code for a protein of 163 amino acids.